Mustela erminea (ermine) is the source of this 1497-nucleotide messenger RNA. RefSeq names its product cardiotrophin like cytokine factor 1 (gene CLCF1). NCBI's taxonomy places the organism in Eukaryota, Metazoa, Chordata, Mammalia, Carnivora, Mustelidae. The record is from RefSeq and is a predicted model, not a curated record. The coding region runs from base 638 to 1330 and encodes 230 amino acids. The transcript has 3 exons.
CGUCCGAGGCCCCGGCCCCCGCCCCCGCCCGGGAGCCGCGAGAUCCGGUUCCCGUGCCUCCCCCGGGAGCCCCGAGCCGGGGCCGGGCUGGGGAGCCGGGAGCCACCCCCGCCAGCAGGGCUCGGGCCGGGGGAGGCACGGCCGGGCGCCCUCGAGAGGGGCCGGGCGGGGACGCGGCAUUCCUCAAGUCCGCUCGGCGGGGCCAGGAGGUGGCCGGGAGCGCGGCGGGGAGCCCGCGCGACCCGCCGGCCGGGGGAAGCCGGCAACCUGGAGCCCCUGCGGGACGGGGUCCCGGGGAUCCCGGCGGAAAGAGCCCCGCGCGAAAGUCGGGGAGAGCGAGUCCGAGGCGGGGAGCGGGCUUGCGGGAGGGGGACGCGGCGCGCGGGGAGGAGGGGGCCGCGGAGGAAGAGGGGAGAAGGGCGGGGAGCCCGAGGCCGGGCCGGCGGGAGGCGAGGGGGAGGCCGACACCUCGGGCCCGCCGCGCUCCCUCCCCGGCCCGCCGGGAGGGGAGGGCGGGAAGGAGGGCGGGCGAGAGGAGGGGAGGGCGGAGGGCAGAGCCGAGCCUGGCUGGGCCGGGCCGGGCCGGGCUGCGGGACCCGCGGCUUCCUCGCUGCGCGCCGCGCGGCCGGAGCCCACCAUGCUGCCCGCGGCCGGGGAGCCGGCGGCAGGGGACUCGUGGGGGCUGCUAGCCUGCCUGUGCACUGUGCUCUGGCACCUCCCCGCAGUGCCAGCCCUCAACCGCACAGGGGACCCGGGGCCUGGUCCCUCCAUCCAGAAAACCUAUGACCUCACCCGCUACCUGGAGCACCAACUCCGCAGCUUGGCUGGGACCUACCUGAACUACCUGGGCCCCCCUUUCAACGAGCCUGACUUCAACCCGCCUCGCCUGGGGGCAGAGACCCUGCCCAGGGCCACUGUCAACCUGGACGUGUGGCGGAGCCUCAACGACAAACUGCGGCUGACCCAGAACUAUGAGGCCUACAGCCACCUGCUGUGCUACCUGCGAGGCCUCAACCGCCAGGCCGCCACGGCCGAGCUGCGCCGCAGCCUGGCCCACUUCUGCACCAGCCUCCAGGGCCUGCUGGGCAGCAUCGCGGGCGUCAUGGCGGCCCUGGGCUACCCGCUGCCCCAGCCUCUGCCGGGCACUGAGCCCACCUGGGCCCCUGGCCCUGCCCACAGCGACUUCCUCCAGAAGAUGGACGACUUCUGGCUGCUAAAGGAGCUGCAGACUUGGCUGUGGCGUUCAGCCAAGGACUUCAACCGGCUCAAGAAGAAGAUGCAGCCUCCUGCGGCGGCGGUCACCCUGCACCUGGAGGCCCACGGCUUCUGACCUCUCACCUUGCCCACCUCCCCUCUCGCCUCCUCCUUUAAGCCCUGCUCCCGCUCGGGGAGGGAGAAACCUGUGCACCAACCCUUGCUGAGCCAGGAGACAGAAGCCAGGAGGCUCUGGCCCUCUCCGGACUUGGAAGGGGGUGCGAUGCAGUAAGGCCUGUCCCC